Cercocebus atys (sooty mangabey) is the source of this 3229-nucleotide messenger RNA. RefSeq lists its product as uncharacterized. The transcript is spliced from 6 exons. The record is from RefSeq and is a predicted model, not a curated record. Lineage: Eukaryota; Metazoa; Chordata; Mammalia; Primates; Cercopithecidae. Bases 1 to 1236 code for a protein of 411 amino acids.
AUGAGUCUGUGCGCCAAGCCAGGUCGCUCCGCGCAGUUCGCGCUUCCGCGCCUCGGCACUCGAAUGACCGUGUCCUCUUCGUCUCUCUCAGCCCUUAGCGCCGCGACCUGCCUGACUGGUGGCGCGGGGAAACGCUCGCAGCACUGCGGCUCCGGCGGGCGGGCUCUGCGUGGGGCCCCGCCGAGCUUCCCGGGAGCCUCUCCCGCAGCCGAUGGGCGUCUAGGGGCGCAGAACGAAGAGUGGGCGCCGAAACGGAUGUCGGCGCUGGAGGCCGACGGCGAGGCCCGGCGAGGCCAGGCUUCUCGGCGAGAAUGGCCGCGCGGGCUGGGAGCCCCGCCCCGGGAUGGGGUGAAUGGAGCCGCCCGAGGUAGGGGAGUUGGGGGUGGUGGUUGUGAAGACAGUCGGAGUCAGGCUCCAGGCAGACGAAACACCGGGGCGCGCCAGGGUCCAUUUCCUCCUUUUCUCCGUUUUCCCACCGGCCUGGUAGAUGCCGAGCCAGCAGUCGGGCUGGAGCGGAGGCUGAGGGUCGCCGUUCCGCGGGAGGUCUCUCGCCCCGGGUUAGGCCCCACCCCGCGGUGGCGGUCGCGUGGCGCUGUCCUGGAGUUGAGCUGUGCCCGCGCCGCGGCCCGCACGCCCAGGUCCGCACACCGCCGCCCGCAGGCAGGGACGCCUACAACCUCGCUUCUCACCAGGCACCCAGCUCGGGGCUGGGAACGGGAAGGGUGCAUUUCCGUGUGGGGUGGGGGCGAUUCCCGGCUGUCGGCGGUGGGGCUAGGCCUUGCGGCGGAAGAGCCAGGCCUUCGCGGCUUUCCAGCCAGCCGGGUUCGGGAUUUCUCGACGGUCGGACCGGUGGAGGCGAGGGUGGGCGGCUAUCCCCCAGCCUCUUCAGGAAGAAGCCGUGGGGCCACGGAAGCAAGGCUUCAACUUCCCGUUGCCCAGCCUCCAGGAAGAGGAGGCCCUCCUAUGCCUCCUGACAUCACAUUGCCUACUCCUCAAACUCUUCUGCUAAAGUUCUCUCAUGGAGACGACAGCAAGCAGGAUCCUGUGGAGUCAUCCAGGAAGCACAGUGAGGGGCAGUCGGUUGGAGGACCUAACAGUGCCUUCUGCCCCUGGCACAUUCGCCACAGAAGAAGACUACUCUGGGACUCAGCAGUAUGGGAUGGUGCUGUGGCAGCAGUCUCCUUGGAGCUCACUGGAUCCUUAGAAUUAUUUUGUGAUGCUUGUUCUGCAUCUUGAAAUGACGACCUGUGCCUCUGGGACUCAGCUGCAAGGAAGACAAGUGGAAGUGCACUGGACGGAUGGAUGAAGGCACUCUCCCAGGCUUCCAACUCUUGGUAAGUGUGCAUUUUCUAAUUACAUUUGUCAGCCUGGGUUUCAGACAGGAGAGCUCAAAAAAUGUAUUCCAGUUUUACAAAUAGCAACGGUUUUUUAAAGACAGCAACUCAAUGAUUCAAGAAUGACAUCUUUUCUCUUAUUCUUGUCUUCAAGAGUAAGAAGUAAACUCCCAGGAAACAGAAUUGGUUUCCUCUCCCAGGAGUUGGGUUGUAGAUGGAGCAUGCAAGUUCUUCAAAAUGAUCCCGUGGCUUAGAAGCAAGAAGAGGGGAAGGUAGAAUGAACUUGCAUCCAAGGGGCCUUCUAGAGAGUGUGGAAUCCUGAAUUGUACAUAACAGAGUGUGCCUGGGAAACAGGAGAGGUGGAUGUCUACCCAAAGCAUCAUUUUAACAGGCAAAGCUACUCCCUCUCCCUAAGGAGCUACAAAACCCAUAGCAAGAUCAUGUGGCAACUAGGGCCACCUGCUUCAAAUAGGGUUUUCUCUCCCGGCUUUGAUCCUUUACCCCCAAUCAUUUCCCUUCUCUGUGACACACAGAGUAUAUAACACCACCUUAGCAUUGAGUUUUAACCAUUUAUUCACAUAUAUUUGUUGAGUACUAUAUUCUGGGCAUCAUACUAGGCAUUGGGGAUUUAAUGAAGAACAAGACAGACAAAGUUCUUGCCAUUGUCAUUUAAAUCCCAGUAAGGGAGGUAGACAUGAAUCAGGUAAACAAAUAAAUGAAAGGGCCACAAAUUGUUAAUGCUUUGAAUGGAAUACAUUGAGCAUUAGAAUGGGCUUUAAUGGGAAGGUUUGUCUGAGGAGAAGAGUUAUGCUAGAUCUAAAGGCAGAGAAGGAGCCAGCCCCAUGCAGAGCUGGGAGGAAAGUGGCAACAGUGACAGAUGCCACAGGCAACACAAAGCUCUAAUGCCCAUAAGAGUGUGGCCUGACUGGGAUCAGCCAGAAGGCUGUUGUGACUAAGUGUGAUGAGUGAGGUUGGGCAGUGGCACGGACACAGAACAUCCUACAUGUAGUGGGAAGCCACUGAAUGGAUUUUAAGCAUGGAUGGGCAUAUUCUGAUUUAUGUCUUAAGAAGGUGAUUUUCUGCAAAUAUGGAAAUGAACUGGAGGUGGGCAAAGGUAAUAACAGGGAGGCCCUUCAGCGGGUAUUGCAGCCGAAGUGAGAGAUGGUGGCCAGAAUUGGAAUGAUGGUGAGUGUUCUUCUUCUUUUUGUUUCACGUAGAUUGAUUUGGUUUUUUUAAGGCAGUUUGAGAGUUCUCUGAGAACAAAGAGCUUAUUUUAUUCUUCACAGGAUAAAGGAGGAGCACUACUCCUCACCAUCAGAACCUUCAUAUGAUGCAACAAGAACAUACUUCUCUGCUUAGUCUUCAGUGCAGGGCAGCCUGACACAGGCUAUUCUUCUGGCCUCCUACACCAUCACUGCCCUUUUGGGGGACAUGAGCAUCAUGUCCUUCCCUUUUCUCCCUCUUCCCAAACCAUGACAGGCCUUUCCCAGAGCCCUUCUACCUAGAAUGUCCUUCUUUCUUUUUGGCAAAGCCUGGCUUUUCUUGCUAUCUAAAUUGUCUAAUAAAAUACCGACUCUCUGAAGGCUUUCCCUGACUCCCUGGGGUAGUGGCAACAAAGUGCACCUCUGUGCUCCCAUGGUGCUUUGUUCAUGUCUAGAGUUUUGCACCUGCUCACACCAUGUUGUAUACUCUGCUUGAGUGUCUAUCUCCUAACCAGAUCCCUAGCUCCUAGUUAAAAACUCAUUGCCAAAUCUCAGCCUUUUCUUUAAAGAGGAGUCAAGGUGAGGAUAGAUUUUGAAUCAUGUUAUUUGAAAUCAUGUUAUUACAUGGUUAAUAUUAAUGAAUCUUAUCAUUAUAAACUUCUAUUGUACUUUAUAUUUCCAUUAAACUUUUAA